Molecule: messenger RNA, 2641 nt
Organism: Manduca sexta (tobacco hornworm)
Lineage: Eukaryota; Metazoa; Arthropoda; Insecta; Lepidoptera; Sphingidae
Product: zinc finger protein 723-like
Exons: 4
Coding region: 36-1085 (349 amino acids)
Biological process (GO): regulation of transcription by RNA polymerase II
Molecular function (GO): DNA-binding transcription factor activity; RNA polymerase II cis-regulatory region sequence-specific DNA binding
Source: RefSeq, a predicted model, not a curated record
AUCUUCUACACUUUGUUGUACACGGAGUGCCUUACAUGUCUUGUCCUGUUUGUCUAAAAUCGUUUGAUAUUAUGACAAACUUAAUACCACACGUGGCUCAACAUGUUAAGCAGACUUACGUGAAGUUGAAAGUUAUUGAGAAUGCAGCAGAAUCGAGAAAUAGAAAGAAGAAUAGCAAGGGGAAAUACCAGUGUCAGGUGUGCAGAAGUAUGGUAGAGGGGGACAAUAUAUAUGGACAUUGGGACACCCAUUUUAUAACUGGGUGGAAGAAACGGGAUGAUGAAGGUGUUCUGAAUACCGCUCUGAGAUCUGAAGGCUUAAAAUUGGUUAUAAAAAAUUUAUUGCAAAGCGGAAAGGAAAUGAAGAAAAAAGAUUGCGUGAUAUGUUUGCGACAUUUUGAGCGUAAAAACGAUUGUAAAAGGCAUCUGAUCGAGCAUCUAUUGACGGACGCGUAUUGCAACAGACCCGUAUAUGGUGGACUGAGAUGUCAAAUAUGCUUCGAAUCGUUCCAACGGCCUGACAGAUACAAACUGCACAUGAGGGACCACGGGUCUCUCCCUGUCUACAGAUGUGAUAUAUGUGACCGCGCGUUCAGUGACUCGAGCAACUUCACAAAACACAAGAAAGUACAUAAUCUUCAAGUGGUCGUCUGUGAUGUGUGCAGCAAGAAGUUUCAGUCGAAAUUGUCUUUGACCAAGCAUUUGGAGAUGCACAAAACAACAGAGCCGAUAACCUGUCCAGUGUGUUUCCGAGUGUCUCACACCGAAUCGGCUUACAGAAAACACGUCAAACGCUUCCACGAUCGCGUCGUCAUCAAAUUCAAAUGUCAUUACUGCGGCAAGAAAUUCGACAGCAUCAGAGAGAAAUGGGACCACCUCUGGCUGGCGCAUAAGGAGAGGAAGCACAAGGCCGACUGUCCCAUUUGUAAGAAGCAGUUCAGGAAAGACCAAGACGUGAGAACGCAUAUGAUGCUGGCUCACGCGAUUGUCAAGAAGGGUAAGAAAAAACCGGCGAAAAAGGAUGAUAUUGAACAGUUUUUGAAGGACAAUCCGCCGUUGGAGGAGACCCUCAUUGUGUACGAAUGAGAGGGGAUGAUUUCAAUUCGGAACACAUGUUGAUCAUGAAGGGCUGAUGCCCUUUAGAAGGUAAAAGGCGCGACUAGUAAAUUGAUGUUUGAUUGGUCAACAGGCCACGGUCACUCGGCCAAUCAGAGCAAUGCGUCGGUCACGUGGUCGUCUCUCGGCCAAUCACAGCAAUGGGUUUGGUCACGUGUUAGUCUCUCGGCCAAUCGCAGCAAUGCGUUGGUCACGUGGUCGUCUCUCGACCAAUAACAGGAAUGCGUCGGUCACGUGCGUGUCUCUAGAUCAAUCAGAACACUGCGUCAGUCACGUGUUACUCUCCCGGAUUUGUGAGAUUUUUGCCCUAUUUUAAGCAUAUGACGGUAUAUCCGGUAGUUACAAACGAUUAUUUAUAACAAUACUUAUUUUAACAUCAUCUAUAAUGAUUUUUUCAUUGCGCGAGAAUUUUAUUUACUGUUAUUGUUUUAAAAUGCUGCGGAGAUGAUCUGACUCAAGUCGUCGAAGUCGAUCAAAUGCGCGACGAGCUGCCUCACGUGCAAACCGGUACUUUCGACAAGUGAGAGACAGAUCAUUUAAAAUAUCUCCGAUGCUAUUGGCUAGAGUAGCCGAAAUUCGGCUACCAAGGAAUCAAUCAUAAAGAGAGGUGCCUUCUUUCUUUAAUUCAGAAGCAAGUUUGUGAUAUACAAUAUAAAAAGUUUUAUAUUGAAUUACUUAUAUUUCGCUGGCUCACUUACAACAUUAUAUUUAUGUUAUAAAAAUUGUCAUUUUAAUCUAAAUUGCCACUACUAUAUCUCUACAAGAAUCCGUCGCAGCGACAUCAAAAUUUCAGUCAGAAAUACACUCACGCGCAUGCUAUUCACAAUAAACAAAUAACUAAAAAAUUUAAAAAAGUAAAACUGGAUUUUUUUGUGGAAAUAUUCGUUAUUAAUGUAUGAUUUUUGGCAUAAUCUUAACAGAGGUAACGAGUAUGUGGUUUCAUUUAGUAACGCAAUGUCAAAAUGACCCUGUAUAAUCUUGUAGUGAGCCAGCGAUGUGUCAAAUGCCUUUGUAAAACGUUAAGUCGUGACUUUGAUAUAACUCUGAUAUAGGCCACAUAUAGAAAUUAUAUCGACGGUUCAAAAGGCUAAUUGACUUGAGCGACUUUUUUUUCGAAAUAUUUUAAGUGUGUUAAAAAAAACAUAGAAAAAAAAUAUUUUAAAUAUGUAUGAAACUUAAUGUCGAAAAAUUUCGCUAAGUUAAUUAGCUCUUCAACUAUCGAUAUAUUUAAGUCAAAUAAAAUAAAAACACAUUGUCCAUACAAAUUAGCUUAAGUAUUUUAUGUUCCAGGCUGUAUGAUAAAUUGCCUUUGCCUAAGUAAUAAUCGAUUUUGACAAAAUAGAAUCCCAUAUUUCCUAUAAAAUAGACUGAAUUUAAUAAUUUUUCAAAAGUAGGAUAUGAAAUGCAUAAUUAGAAUCUAUACUAUUAUAUAAAGCUGAAGAGUUUGUUUGUUUGUUUGUUUGUUUGUUUGUUUGAACGCGCUAAUCUCAGGAACUACCGAUCCAAACUGAAAAAUUCUUUUUGCG